CUCUCUUUCUCACGUUUUGCUUUUCGUUUACUCGCAGUUAUCUGCAUUUAUGAAGACAGAAUUCUGCAUUUUUUUUUUUCCUUUUUUGCUACAAAAAUAUUCAGAAAAAAUGAGAUACUUGACUGGGAUUCGCAGCUACGUCAGUAAAGCCUUAACUUACCAAAAUAUUCCGGUUUUGGCAACUGGGGCCUAUGCAAUUUUGCUAUUGAUACUUCUGGCAUUUCAGUCUGUACAUAUCACCCAACUAGAAAAACGUACUAUUGGCUCCAAAAAUGAAUCUGAAAACUCAAACUAUAAAAGAGCUGUCGAGAGAACGGCACAUUCAUUAUACACACAUUGGGGCAGGAAGUCCUGUAGUGCAAAGUUCUCGUCUACAAUUUAUUCAGGCGUUGCAGCAGGAAGUCUCUAUAGUGACACAGGUGGUGGAAGCAAUAUUCUUUGUCUACCUAUGGACCCUCAAUGGAGCAAUUUCACGGGAGAUGUAGAAACAGGAUCACACAUAUAUGGAAGUGAAUACGAAGUGUCAGACUACAAAAAUAAUCCUAAAUUCGGUCUCUUCUUGGAGACAAAUGCUCGCACGUUACAUGAUCAUAACAUUCCUUGUGCUGUGUGCCAAACAAAUGGUCCGGCAGCUGUAAUGAUGCUUCCAGGUAGAAAUGAAUGUUAUACUGGUUGGUACCUCGAAUAUUCUGGUUACCUUAUGACAUCUCACUGGAAACAUAAUGGCAGAACUUCAUAUUUGUGCAUCGACAAAGAACCUGAAGCUGACAGAUGUGGUUACCGAGACGAAAAUGGAGCUCUUUUUUAUCAUGUACAGGCACAAUGCGGGUCACUUCCGUGCCCGCCGUAUAGGAAUAAUGAGGAAUUAACAUGCUCGGUGUGUAGUAACUAUGGAAUAAGUGAAAGAGGGGAACUUUCUUGAACGCCUUCCAUCAAUUCAAAUUUGAAUCCAUAGCAUCUUACUAUUAAGGAAGAGGAUAGAUAUUACAAGCCACGUUAGACGCAUGAACGCAGCUUUUGCAUUUGAUAACUUUUAGAGUAUAUAAAUGUUUAAGUAUUUUUUUUAUUGAA
Messenger RNA from Octopus sinensis (East Asian common octopus), 1071 nucleotides. RefSeq lists its product as uncharacterized. The record is from RefSeq and is a predicted model, not a curated record. Bases 50 to 922 code for a protein of 290 amino acids. The transcript is spliced from 4 exons. NCBI's taxonomy places the organism in Eukaryota, Metazoa, Mollusca, Cephalopoda, Octopoda, Octopodidae.